Messenger RNA from Abrus precatorius (Indian licorice), 486 nucleotides. Its product is annotated as LOB domain-containing protein 12-like. The coding region runs from base 1 to 486 and encodes 161 amino acids. Lineage: Eukaryota; Viridiplantae; Streptophyta; Magnoliopsida; Fabales; Fabaceae. The transcript is spliced from 2 exons. The record is from RefSeq and is a predicted model, not a curated record.
AUGGGUGGGAAUUCCCCAUGUGCCUCAUGCAAGCUUCUGAGACGCCGAUGCACAAAAGAUUGCACCUUUGCUCCUUAUUUCCCUCCUGAUGAACCACAAAAAUUUGCCAUAGUUCAUAAAGUUUUCGGAGCCAGUAAUGUUAGCAAAAUGUUGCAGGAACUUCCAGUUCAUCAGAGAGCAGAUGCAGUGAGCAGUUUAGUGUAUGAAGCAAAUGCUAGAGCUCGGGACCCUGUGUAUGGUUGUGUUGGAGCCAUUUCCUACUUACAAAAUCAAGUUUCUGAACUUCAAAUGCAACUUGCAGUUGCUCAAGCAGAAAUCCUCUGCAUACAAAUGCGAAAUGAGCAAGUGAUUCCAGUCCCAGAAAUCGAUUCAGAUCAGAAAUCUAAUAUUCUUCAAAAUGACCUCUCUCAAUACUUUAAUUUUGGCGCAUCUAGUAAUGUAAUUUAUGACUCCCAGAGUAUUUUUGGACAUGAGAUGAUUUCUUGA